UAUAAGCGCGACGGUGGGUGCUUUGGUACUUGCAUUUCUUGGCUCCGCCAAAAACCGAAAUUUCAUUCACCGAUUACGACGAGUGUCAUGAGCACGGGCCGCGGCUGAAAAAAAAAAUCCGAAUUUCAAAGCGAAUAAACCGAAGUCGGUGGUACCAGCAGCAGUACGCCGAUCGCGUCUAUUCUCUUCGCUACACUUUCUAAAUGUUACUUUUGACUGUUACCUAACGAUAGUCGCACAGCAGACACGGUAAUCGUUCAACAUUUAAAAGUCUCGUCGUUUUCUGGGCGGAAAACGGGUGAAAUUUUUUCGGGAAAAUAAGAUGUUCGCGCCUUAAAGUCGACGAGUGUGCCGGAUUCGAUUUCCUUCCAUUCCAAUCGGGUGCUAGUGAUCUGUGAUAAAUAUUUUUUUUACUGUAAGAAAUUAAGAAGAUUAUACACACACACACCAUCUCACUGGAGACUUUCGUAUACGAAAAAGGACAAAAUGGCACAGCGUUUGAUUAUUUUGGCGACUUCUUUGCUCUUCUGCACGUGCUCAUCCAUUCAGAUUCACAAACAAAUGAGCUUGGACGAAAUUAGGCAUACGUUUCACGUCGACAAUCACGACCUCGUGCCGGAAUACGAGGUGGUGCCGGUCCAUCACAACGCCAGGACGUUGCCGGAUUACAAGGAGAACGCGAUCGACGGGCCGGAUCCCGGCGACGGUGGAGCCAACAGGACGAGGAGCAAGCCGGCGCCGGAGGAUGUCGCGACCAACGUGAAGCUCAGGGCGUUCGGGAAACCGUUCAAUUUAUCAUUGGUGCCCACCACGGGCUUGUUCAAAAAGGGCAAGCUGAAGUUGUGGACCAUCGAGCCCAACGCCACCGCCCAACACGGCAUCGAAUACGUCGAAAUACCAGAGACGAACGACGAUAUCGGUGAAUUGUAUCAAGACGAAGAAAAUCAGGCUGCGAUUCUUCUAAGGACCGAAGGCGAUGGGCUCGUUUUGGAAGGGAGCAUCGGGUCCCACCUGGUGAUCCGCCCUCUGCCGGCGCGCCUCCGCGGCUCCGUCAUCAGAUCGAAGAACAACCGAACGACCGGCGGCGCCAACGACACCGACCUGGACAGCGUCAACGACGACGAGAUGUUCCUGGACCAAGACGGCGAGCUCAACUCCGAGGUGGCCAUCGACACCGGCCUGCCCAUCAGACGGAACAAGAACGUCCACCAUCACAUCGUCUACAGGAGGAAACAGGAGGAGGACGACGGCACGGGCGAUUACGCGCUGAUGGAGCCCGAUCACUUGGCGAAGAGGUUCAGGAGGAGCGCCGGCGGCGAUAGGAAGAAGCGGGAGGCGCCCUACACGAUCUACCCGGAGAUAUUGGUGAUCGUGGAUUACGACGGGUAUAGAUUGCACGGCGGGGACAACGUGCACAUCAAACGGUACUUCGUUUCGUUCUGGAACGGCGUGGAUUUGAGGUACAAGCUGCUCAAAGGGCCCAAAAUCAGGAUAUCGAUAGCGGGAAUCAUCAUCAGCAGGGGUAGAGACGCGACGCCCUAUUUAGAACGGAACAGAGUAGGUAGAGAUGCCAUAGACUCGGCGGCAGCUCUGACUGACAUGGGAAAAUAUUUAUUCAGAGAAAGAAGACUUCCCGUAUACGACAUCGCCGUUGCUAUUACAAAACUUGACAUGUGCAGAAGGUCAUACCCCGGUGAUGUUUGCAAUCGCGGAACGGCAGGAUUCGCCUACGUCGGCGGAGCGUGCGUGGUCAACAAGAGAUUGGAAAAGGUGAAUUCCGUCGCCAUCAUCGAGGACACCGGCGGCUUCAGCGGAAUCAUCGUGGCAGCCCACGAAGUCGGCCAUUUGUUGGGAGCAGUUCACGAUGGUAGUCCCCCGCCUUCCUACUUGGGCGGACCGGGCGCGGAGAAGUGCCAAUGGACCGAUGGUUUCAUCAUGUCCGAUUUGAGGCAUACCGAAAGGGGAUUCAGAUGGUCGGCGUGCAGCAUCGCCAGUUUCCACCAUUUCCUCAAUGGCGAUACGGCGACGUGUUUGUACAACGCGCCUCACGAGGACGAGAGUUUGCCGAGAGUACUGCCGGGAAAACUGCUGACUUUAGAUGCUCAAUGUAGGAGAGACAGAGGAACCAGCGCUUGCUUCAAGGAUGAUCGAGUUUGCGCGCAGCUUUUCUGCUUCGACGCCGGUAGUGGCUACUGUGUAGCAUAUAGACCGGCAGCAGAGGGAUCGCCUUGCGGCGAUGGACAGUACUGCUUGAAUGGAAGGUGCGUGGCAGAGCACGAGAACAUCAUCCCGGAUUACUCACAAAAUUCCGCUUCUUAUUUGAGAAGCAACGCACGAUCGUUGUUUGGAGAGCAAGAAUCGGUGCAAGAUCAGAAUGAUAUAACGUCUACACAAACACCACCACAGAACUCAUACAAAACCCACGUUAAAGAACAGAAACCUUACACAAACGAACCUAACGUGUAUCUCUAUCAAAACGAUUAUUCCAUUAACUACCAAUCUUCUACGCCAUCUUCUACGAGUAGAUUCACGUACAAAUACGCCUUUCCGACGCGCUCGACCGCAUCGUCUUACCGAUUUUCCACGAAAUCGACCACCCAGUCCCCCUUCGAUUUCCACUACUUCGGAAAAUCCGCCGAAGCGGCGAUUACCGAACCCAGUACCACCACCAACCGGUUCAUCGGCAAUUACUAUAUCUUGCGCAGGAAAACGACGAAAAGCCCGUACGAUUUCGCCGAUUUCGGCAAAUCGACCAAAAGCCCCUAUCAAAGUUUCGAGGACAAUCCGCACCGGAGUUCUUUUAACGACGUUAGUUACUAUAGCGACAGCAGUAGACAGUAGGCAGUAGGCUGUAGGCUUGGUGAUUUAGGUUGAAGCUAAUUUAUGGAGAAUAUUUCUUCGAAACUGACACUGCUUCAACGUUGCCGUUGAAGGAACAAUUUCAGUGCUUGUGAUUGUUAGUUUAUAAGUUUCUUUGUUUUUUUUUCGGUACAGACAAAUA
Molecule: messenger RNA, 3001 nt
Organism: Phyllotreta striolata
Lineage: Eukaryota; Metazoa; Arthropoda; Insecta; Coleoptera; Chrysomelidae
Source: the annotation of a GenBank genome assembly